UCGUUCUUGAAGAAAUCAGAAUUAUAUUCAUCGUCAAGAAAGAAACAUCCUUUCUUAGCUCUCUCUCUCUCAAACAUGCUAAGAUCAGACGAGGAAGACGCUUCAGAGCUCAAGAUUGGAGACGAUUUCUUGAAGGCGAAAUGUUUAAUGAAUAGUGAGGUUGCCAUUCUGCUUGAGCAUAGAUGUGAUCAGAUGAAGCAUAUGUCUGGCGAUUCAACGACCCAACUUCCUCAAGUGUUGGAGAAAUCACUGCAGUAUGUUAAGCGCUUCAGUCGCUUCACGAAUCAGGGCUCUGUAAAGCAAGUUCGAGAAGUCCUGAGUAGAUACCAAUUGGCUGAAUUCGAGCUGGCUGUCAUUGGGAAUCUCUGUCCUGAAAAUGUGGAAGAAGCCAAGUCAGUUGUGCCUUCCCUCAAGACCAAAGGACGUGGGCAUGAUGAUGAAGCCAUUGAGAGACUGUUAAAUGACCUCUUAAUGAUUAAAAAGUUUGAGUGAAAAAUAUGUGCUUCCUUCCAGCCUUCCAUGUUUCUGUCGUUAGCUACUAGUUUAUAGCAUGUUUUGAUUUAUGGCCCAAUGGUCUUGUCUUGAGGCAGGCUUGGUUGUGUAUGGAGUUUAAGCAUAUGGGCCACGUUAGGCCAGACAACAAGACUAUCGAAGCACAGUCGAGUUUAAUCCAAGAAACAUAUUUCAUUUUCA
Messenger RNA from Prunus dulcis (almond), 693 nucleotides. RefSeq names its product DNA-directed RNA polymerase II subunit 4-like. The coding region runs from base 76 to 492 and encodes 138 amino acids. Gene Ontology annotation, cellular component: RNA polymerase II, core complex; P-body. Lineage: Eukaryota; Viridiplantae; Streptophyta; Magnoliopsida; Rosales; Rosaceae. Gene Ontology annotation, biological process: mRNA export from nucleus in response to heat stress; positive regulation of translational initiation; nuclear-transcribed mRNA catabolic process, deadenylation-dependent decay. The record is from RefSeq and is a predicted model, not a curated record. Gene Ontology annotation, molecular function: nucleotide binding; translation initiation factor binding. The transcript has 6 exons.